AUGAGAAGGAUGUUGACGAUGCGGAGGAUGAUGAUGGCGCGGAGGAUUGGUGUCAGCAGGUGGCCGGUCUCGAAAUGUGCAACUUCCAUGCGCUACCAGUCGUCGCAGUCGCCGUCACAGUCGCCGUCGCAGUACUCGGAGAAACUGUUACAAGAGGCAAAGAGGAGGGGGUUUAACAGCGUCGAGGAAUUGAAAGACCACCUGCGGGACGAGAUCGAAAGCAAGAAGCGCGAAUUGAACAAGAUCGACCCGUUAAGGGAACUGGAGGACUGGCAGAGCAGCCGGAGCUCCCCAAAAGUUACCAAAUUCAGCCCUGAUAGACAGGCCAAGACGAAGGUACAAGACGCUCCGAAGGAGACUCCGCCUUUCAAGACGUUGGCAUCGUACAUGAAACUGGACAAAGUGUUUGGUCUAAGUGCGGAACAGGUGGAAUUCAUAUGGAAGGGCAGAUGGGCGACCAAAGAAAACACGCUGUGUGCAGUGGUACCACGUCGUGUAUUCGACCAGAUGAUGACUGUGGUCUGGGGGAACCCAGCGUUCGUGCUGCCCCUCCCUAGGACAACCCCCGACGACCAGCCCACGAGCGAGAAACCUGCCGUAGAGCUGCAUUACGUGCAGUGGAAUGCCGCGGACAAGCACACGGUCCAUUGCAUGAUUACAUCGCUCGCAGAAUACAAACUCCACACGCAGUUUGCAAGGCCGCACACAGUCUUGGAGUUCCACAGAGAACUAGAAGAUACACACCAAGUCGUGCUGAUGAACGGGACAGUCGAGAGCGACUGCAACGUCUCGCUCCAGGAUGCGCACCUGCUCUUGCUCAACGUCCAACGAUUCUACGGCGCGCUGGGGACGGACACUGAUAUUGCCCGCAAGAGGCUGAAACUGCUCCAAGAUUUCACCCAGGGGUCCAGCGAAUUUGACCUCGACCUGCUGAUCGAACUGUCCCAAUCUCUGGACACCUGA
Huiozyma naganishii CBS 8797 is the source of this 963-nucleotide messenger RNA. It is a transcript of the gene ATP11, whose product is annotated as Atp11p. Gene Ontology annotation, cellular component: mitochondrion. The transcript has a single exon. Gene Ontology annotation, biological process: mitochondrial proton-transporting ATP synthase complex assembly. The record is from RefSeq and is a predicted model, not a curated record. Bases 1 to 963 code for a protein of 320 amino acids. Lineage: Eukaryota; Fungi; Ascomycota; Saccharomycetes; Saccharomycetales; Saccharomycetaceae.